GACGGGAGGACCAGCGGGUGUAAAACAGAGGAAAUGUGUAAGUGUGAGCUGGUGUCAUGACAGCGGGGAACGUCGCGGCCAGGGUGUCUAACUGAUGCCAGGGAGAGAGUCCUAACGGGCUGGAGAGUCCCGGAACUCCGAGUGUGCACAGGUGAGAGGAGCAAAUCAACAUGCCUCCAAGACGACUCAGCAGAAAAGAGCAAAGGAACCUGUACAGCUCUUUGGCAUGGGAGCUGGUGAUCAUGGCCGGGACCGUCAUGUUGGCCUAUUACUUCGAGUACACCGACACCUUCACUGUGCACGUGCAGGGCUUCUUCUGCUACGACACCACCUACACCAAACCGUACCUGGGACCGGAGGACCGGAGCGCCGUCCCGCCCAUCCUGCUGUACGCCGUGGUGGCCGGGCUGCCCACGCUGCUGAUCACAGUAACAGAGACUGUGCUGUUCCUGGUCCAAUACACGUCCAAAGAGUUUGACCGAUCGGAGAAGACGGUGGCCACGGGGGACUGCUGUUACCUCAACCCACUGGUGCGCAGGACCUUCCGCUUCCUCGGAGUCUACACCUUUGGCCUUUUCGCUGUUGACAUCUUUGUCAAUGCAGGGCAGGUAGUGACAGGAAACCUGGCUCCCUACUUCCUAACAGUGUGUAAACCAAACUACACGGCAUUGGGCUGCCAACAGGCCCUACGCUACAUCAGCCACCAGGAGGCCUGUACCGGAAACCAGGAUGACAUCCUUCGGGCCCGCAAAACCUUCCCUUCCAAGGAGGCAGCACUCAGUGUCUACGCAGCCCUCUAUCUGGCUAUGUACGUGACGUGCACUGUGCAGGCGAAGGGCACCCGUCUGGCCAAACCGGUGUUGUCCCUCGGGCUCAUGUGUUUGGCCUUCCUCACCGGUCUGAACCGUGUGGCUGAAUACCGCAACCACUGGUCAGACGUCAUCGCUGGCUUCAUCAUCGGCACCGCCAUCGCCACCUUCCUGGUGGUGUGUGUGGUUCAUAACUUCAAGGGCAAGUUGCUGCUGAGUGAGGAGUCGCCGGCGGAGCAGCAGCCCACCGCGACCAUGCUGAACGUUGGUCGAGUGGAAAGUCCUCUGGAGAAGUACAUCGCCUCACAGAAUCACAUCGCCUUCGCUGAGGUCACAUGACGUGGAGUCAGCCGUGUGGCAGACCCACUGGACAUCCACGCUCUUCACCGUCCAGCCCUACUAACAGGAGUGCAGAUCUAACUCCGCCCUGUGUGUGUGUGUCUGUGUGUGUGAGCUGCUGUACUUCGUCCUGUGUCGUCUUUUUCAGGCCUAUGUUUAUAUUUGCAGGAAAAACGGGGGUCAGAGACCCUCCUGGGACAGGUUGCUUCUGCUUUCUCCAUCUAUGCACUUCCUCUGAAUCCUUGUCAGACUUCCCUAACAGGUCUUUUCUGGGAGGAAGGUUCCAUCAUGGACUCCUGGGAGACCAGAAGAACGAGCAAAGACCUGGAUCCAUCAUCUCACCUCUGUCCUGGUCAAAUACUAUCUUCAUCUGUGUGAAAUAGCAAUGUUCCAAUAAUAUGGUAGCAACAAGCUCUCAGUCAACAAGCUGAUCGUGUCUGUUCUGUCUUCAUUAAGUUAAUGAACCUUUUCACGUUUUACAUCAUUUUUAUACCAUCAGGACACGAGUCCAGCUUAAAACGUUACACUGAUGCUGAGUUAAACCUCAUUAAACACAUCAAGGUGCAAGAUAAAUAAACACAUUCCUCACUCACCGAUUAGGAAUUUGUUUAUGGUUAAAGCUGCUCCCAGUUUAAAAGAGCUCCACAGACCAGUUAGUUCUGGGCUAAGACUACUUCAUAUCUGUGCCCCGUAACACCAGAUUAAGUGUUUUCUAUCGUUAAAUCAUGCUGUGAUGAGGCUGAAGUCAGUACAAAGCUAUUAAAUCUUUUCCCAGUGCCAGUAGUAGCAUCUCAGAGGAGAAGCCUGUAAGCUCCAGCAGCAUGAAGGAUGGGGGUCCAGGUUCUGCUAGACCAGCUCGGAGCUCCAAGUAGCAAAUCUGAAACCUGGAAACUUUUUCAUCUUUGUUUUGACGUGUAAUUUAUUGUUCUGGACAUCUCAUUGAAGAUGUGUGUGUGUCUGUGUGUGUGUACAGUUAGCCAAUGAAAACACUCCAGUCUUGCUGUACUGUAACAAAGGUUUCUAUCGGCACUAGACAAUCACCUCCUCCUUUCCUUCCUUCCUUCCUUCUGAUUUCGUAAUUUAUGCACCUCUCAGUGGGAUCAUUAUAGUCUGAACUCAUGUUUUAUUUGGUUUUAAAUCAGGUUACAGUGAUGUUUGCUCAGAGUUGACAGAAAUGUUGGUCCCAUCGCUGUCUCACUCAGUGAUUGUUUGGACCCUGACCAACGAUUUACAGCCUGGUUGGAGGAUUUCAGCCUCACACAAAGCAGUUUCUUUGGUUCUUAGAAGAGUUUGUUCUUCCUCUGUUCCUCUGUUGUUCAUAUCAGUUCUAAUUGUGUAGGCACUGUUGAAACAUGGAAUAACUUAUUUACCAAAGUUUAAUGAUACAUAACAAUUAUGUAAAGAGCAGAAAAGCAAAAUAUAUUUAUAGAAACGUAGUGCAUUCACAAGGAAAAGA
Molecule: messenger RNA, 2604 nt
Organism: Melanotaenia boesemani (Boeseman's rainbowfish)
Lineage: Eukaryota; Metazoa; Chordata; Actinopteri; Atheriniformes; Melanotaeniidae
Product: phospholipid phosphatase-related protein type 5-like
Exons: 8
Coding region: 171-1148 (325 amino acids)
Biological process (GO): signal transduction; phospholipid dephosphorylation; phospholipid metabolic process
Molecular function (GO): phosphatidate phosphatase activity
Source: RefSeq, a predicted model, not a curated record